UUACAUAUAUUCAUAAAAUAUUUUAUUUGUUUUAUUAUAUUCUGUGAUUCAUAUUACAUAGUAGAUUAAAUAAAUACCAAAUGACGAUGGUAACAAAAAAAAAUCGUACGAACGACGAGAACUGAGAUGAUACAAGAGUAUUAACUCGAAGACUCCAGCUCGGUUCUUGUUAUGUGUUAGUUAACUGUUGUUAAUUUAACUAAAUUAAUUAGACAAAUUCGCCAUAUUAUAUGUGUGUGAACGAACCGUCGUAACAGCUAGUCAUCCUAACGAAAUGGAUUUCGAAAGAGAGUUUUUGAAGACCUUUAACAUUUUGAAAUGGGACGAGUUUACUGUGCUGAAUAACGACCGUAUAUCGAUCAACGAGAAAAUCGCCAACAAAGUGGUCACCAAACACGAAUUGCUGUCGCAGUUUAAAGCAGAGUUGAGUUUGCUUAAUAAUUGUAAACACAAAAUCGAAGAGUUGGAUUUAGAUCUUGUCGACACUGGUGUAUUAAUCCUCUUAAGCAAGCGCGUUAUUGAUUUGUUUGAUCAUAUGCAUGUAUUGUUUACAAUUGAUGAGAAGCUGUUAUCUUGUUAUAUCGACUUUUGUCAAGACAAUGUAGAGUUCAUACACGUAGAUCAGCUAGAUAUUUUAUUAGAUGCUGUUUUAUGUACUGAAAAUAAUAAAAAAAUUUGGAUACAAUUAUUAAAGCUUCAUUUGGAAUUAAAUAAUUUUGAUAAGCUGAUGAAUGUUUUCCAAGAAGGUGUUCGUUCAUUAAAAAAAAAUUCACUACCUUUAUGGAAGAUAAUGAUAAGAUAUAUGCGAAAAAAGCGACCUGAUGUGCUUCAAACAUUACUUGAAGAAGGCUCAAAUAUAUCCUAUGAAGAUAUUUCUUUGGAAAUCAGACCUAAAUAUUUAAAAUGGUGUAUAGAGUUUAAGGACAUAGAUGCUACUCGUAAUCUAUUCAAUGAACUAAAAGAGUUAAAGCCACCAUGUUGUAAAUUGUAUUUAGUAAUGAUAUCUAUUGAAUCGGAGAUAUUAGAUUUUGAAUUAAAUACUGUAAGAAAAUUGUAUGAUGAAGCUUGCAUUUUAUUUGGCAGAGAUAACAUUGGAGUGUGGCUUGAUUAUAUUCGUUUUGAACUGACUGAGGGCUCCUUAAAAUUAAUGGACAGUAUUUAUUCUAAAGGAUUAUGGAAACUGGAACCAAAUUUAAGGAAUGCUUACAUGGAUGAAUAUAAUAAUAUUAAAAAUGAAUUUAUGAAACAAUUAGGUAGUGAAAUUAUAGUCAUUGAUGAUGAUUAAAGUAUGUAUAUAUAUAUAUUAUAUAAACAUAAAAAUGGCGAAUUUAUUUAGAGAUCUCCUUGUUUAAUUGAUACUGUAAGUGGGUCACUUAAUAAUAUUAAUAUGUUUGUAUAGAGUUAUGUUUUGUUGGAUUAUUUAAAGCAAGUAGUGUAAUAUAGGGAAACUUCUGUUAAUGGUUUACUUCUAGAUCUCUAAAUAAAGUAACAUCUGUAAAGUUGCAAUUUUUUUUUGGUUCCUAUAGUGAUCAUAGAAAGAAGUCAUAGAAGUCUUACUGUAGCAUUUAGAUGUCACAGUCAAUGACAAAAUUGUAAAUUUAUUUAUUGAAAGUUAAUGGUAUUUGAUUUUUAUUUAUAUGUCUAUUAUUUAACAAUUGUAACUUAUUU
Molecule: messenger RNA, 1668 nt
Organism: Rhopalosiphum maidis (corn leaf aphid)
Lineage: Eukaryota; Metazoa; Arthropoda; Insecta; Hemiptera; Aphididae
Exons: 7
Coding region: 275-1285 (336 amino acids)
Biological process (GO): maturation of SSU-rRNA from tricistronic rRNA transcript (SSU-rRNA, 5.8S rRNA, LSU-rRNA)
Cellular component (GO): Pwp2p-containing subcomplex of 90S preribosome; small-subunit processome
Molecular function (GO): snoRNA binding; protein binding
Source: RefSeq, a predicted model, not a curated record